UUGAAUGAUUAACGGAUGUGUCGUCGCAACGUUUAAUGUUUGGUUUGGAGGAGGAGUUGAGUACCUUUCCGUUAAAGUAGUAUUAAAACUCGCGUUUUCUUUGAACGAUUAGCAUUUUAGAUUUACUUCUCACACCUCUGUAAUAUUUUGUUCGAACGGCCGUGAGACUUGAGAUUUUGGUUGGAGAAAGUUCUAGUUUCACCUGUGGGGCAAGAGGAGCACGCGUCUUCGCGUCAUAGUCAACAUGAGGUCCCUUACAUUGCCGGUUGCCUUUGCACUGGUGAGCCUGUUCUGCCAUACAAGUGCGCUGUCCCAAGCGCCUUCAUACGGGGAACGGGGAUCGGAACUUGGUAUUCAGGUGUUUCAGCAAGUGGUCUCCUCCAAGCCCCUGGAGAAUGUGGUCCUUUCCCCUCACGGAGUGGCCUCUGUUCUUGGCAUGCUAUUACCGGGAGGUCAUGGACAAACCCGCAAACAAGUCCUCAAUGUGCUGCAAUACAAGAAAAAUAUUAAAGGACCUCACAGAUUGUUGAAGAGACUGCAUAAGAACUUGACCACCAAGGAUGCCGUUCUCAUUGCCAACGGCCUUUUCAGCCAAAAGGGCUUCCCCAUGCUGAAGAGCUUUGUCGACACCAACAAAGCAAACUUCCAGACUGAGAGCAGGAGCAUGGACUUCGGUCACCCUCAAAGGGCAGCAGAUAAGAUCAAUGCCUGGGUCAGCAACAAAACCAAAGGUCACAUCACAAGCCUCAUCAAACCAGAUAUGCUGGAUUCUGCCUUGACCCGCUUGGUCAUUGUUAACGCCAUCUACUUCAAGGCCUUAUGGAAGUACCGCUUCCAGCCUGAAAACACCAAGAUGAGACCCUUCACUGGGGCCGAUGGCAAAGUAUUUAAAGUUCCUAUGAUGUCCCAGCAAUCAGUCUUCAACAUCGGCAUAGCCAACACUCCUCAGCAGGUGAAUUAUAGGGUUAUCGAGCUGCCCUAUCACGGCAACACGACCAGCAUGCUCAUCGUUCUACCCACUGAGGAGGAUGUGCAUCUAUCCCAAAUCAUCCCACACAUUAACACCGCUACUGUGCAGAGUUGGAGAAAACUGAUGCACAUGCGCAAAGUGCACUUACUCAUCCCCAAGUUUUCGGCGGAUGUCGAGGUAGACUUAAAGGCCCCCUUGUCGGUGCUGGGCAUUACAGACAUGUUCCGUCAAGACAAAGCUGACUUCAGGCACCUGAGUUCGGAGCCUGUAUAUGUCUCCAAGGCCCUCCAGAAAGUCAAGAUUGUGGUGAAUGAAGAUGGAACAAAAGCAUCAGCUGCCACCACUGCAAUUUUGAUGGCUCGGUCCUCUCCUCCUUGGGUUUCAGUGGACAGACCUUUCCUGUUUCUUGUCCGCCAUAACCCAUCUGGUACUCUCCUCUUUAUGGGCCAAAUCAACCAGCCUUGAAUCCAGUGCUCUAUGUGCACCCCCAUCUAGUGGUAUUUUGGAGAAACACGACUUGCUUGCAUGCACACAGACAAGCAUACACACUUGAGCUGUAGAUAUUUGUUUUAUUGCCUUUUGUUAGUCAUUUUCAGAAAUGCAUGAUCUGCCUUAACUUUCUUUUCUGGCUUUUUAUUGUAUUUUUUUAACAUAUAAAUUGUUUUUUUUUUAAUGGACUUUGAAUGUCAUUUGUGUGUUUUAUUAACUGUGGGGUAGCAUAACAUGUUGACUAAUCGUUUCUAUUUUAUUAUUUUUGUCCAUUUCAAUAGAUAUGACUCCAGUCCUUGUUAAGUUAUGGAGUUGCAUGUCCAAAUUUGAGGUCUUGCAUACAGUGUUUUAAUGUUCAAAGUUACUUUUUUGAGAAAUGUUUCUGUUGUAAUUCUUCAUUUGGGAGCAAUAAACACUCAUUUAUAAACGCUGCUAAAA
This is a messenger RNA of Syngnathus acus (greater pipefish), 1897 nucleotides long. It is a transcript of the gene serpine2, whose product is annotated as serpin peptidase inhibitor, clade E (nexin, plasminogen activator inhibitor type 1), member 2. Bases 245 to 1435 code for a protein of 396 amino acids. Lineage: Eukaryota; Metazoa; Chordata; Actinopteri; Syngnathiformes; Syngnathidae. The record is from RefSeq and is a predicted model, not a curated record. Gene Ontology annotation, biological process: negative regulation of endopeptidase activity; negative regulation of plasminogen activation. The transcript has 9 exons. Gene Ontology annotation, molecular function: serine-type endopeptidase inhibitor activity.